GCGGCGCCCCGGCUGCCCGUGGUACCUGGGCCUGGCCUCUCGUGCUCGGUAGCCAUGGCCAUCGCCCACCUGGCCACCGAGUACGUGUUCUCGGACUUCUUGCUGAAGGAGCCCACCGAGGCCAAGUUCAAGGGGCUGCGGCUGGAGCUGGCGGUGGACAAGAUGGUCACGUGCAUCGCUGUGGGGCUGCCGCUGCUGCUCAUCUCGCUGGCCUUCGCGCAGGAGAUCUCCAUCGGUACCCAGAUAAGCUGUUUCUCCCCAAGUUCUUUCUCCUGGCGCCAGGCUGCCUUCGUGGAUUCAUACUGCUGGGCUGCUGUGCAGCAGAAGGGCUCCUUACAGAGUGAGACUGGAAACCUUCCUCUGUGGCUGCAUAAGUUUUUCCCGUACAUCCUGUUGCUGUUUGCGAUCCUCCUCUACCUACCCCCACUGUUCUGGCGCUUUGCAGCAGCUCCUCACAUCUGCUCCGACUUGAAGUUCAUCAUGGAAGAGCUGGACAAAGUCUACAACCGCGCCAUCAAGGCUGCCAAGAGUGCUCGUGACUUCGACCUGAGAGAUGGCGCCUGCUCAGCUCCAGCGAGCGAGAAUGUGGGCCAAAGCCUGUGGGAGAUAUCUGAAAGCCACUUCAAGUACCCAAUUGUGGAGCAGUACUUAAAGACGAAGAAGAACUCUGGUCACUUAAUCGUGAAGUACAUUAGCUGUAGGGUAGUGACACUGGCAAUCGUUCUGGUAGCUUGUGUCUACCUGAGCUACUACUUCAGCUUGUCCUCGCUGUCGGAUGAGUUCGUGUGUAACAUCAAAUCAGGGGUCCUGAAGAACGACAGCACCAUUCCCGAUCGGUUCCAGUGCAAGCUCAUUGCCGUGGGCAUCUUCCAGCUGCUCAGCUUCAUCAACCUCAUGGUCUACGUCCUGCUGGCCCCCGUGGUCAUCUACUCGCUCUUCGUCCCCUUCCGACAGAAGGCAGAUGUUCUCAAAGUGUACGAAAUCCUGCCCACCUUUGAUGUUUUGCAUUUCAAAUCUGAAGGGUACAACGACCUGAGUCUCUACAACCUUUUCUUAGAGGAGAAUAUAAGUGAACUCAAGUCCUACAAGUGUCUCAAGGUACUGGAGAAUAUUAAGAGCAGUGGUCAGGGCAUCGACCCAAUGCUGCUCCUGACCAACCUUGGUAUGAUCAAGAUGGACAUUAUUGAUGGCAAAACUCCCAUGUCAGCAGGGACCAAGGGAGAGGACCAGAGAGGCCAGACGGCAGAUCUCAAAGAUUUGGACAUGCAUGACGAAACGAAAACAAAUAAUGGAGAGAAGAAUGCUCGGCAGAGACUUCUGAAUUCUUCUUGUUGAUGGUUUUGUCCUUGAAUUUGAAAUGCAUGACUUGCGUGAUGAGAGUCGUGUUGGCUGACGCACCCCUGUUGGGAGGGUGGCUGGUCUGCAGUAAUGGUUUUGUUAGAAAUGUAGAGCCUAGUGCACUGAGUCCAUCAUGAACAUGGUGGUCAGCAGAUGUUCUGAAGGAUGGUUUGGGAGCUCCCUACAAGAAGCUACAUGGAAAUAAGCGAGCAAGGGUCUCUGGGUGCGUCCUUGUCAGAGCAGGACUCGAAGAGCAUGGUGUCUUGUAGAGCCAUGGGGGAGCACCGUUCUUGUGCCACAUCGUGACAAGACCCAGAGGCUGCCAGAAAACAAGCACUUUGGAAGAUUUGUUUUUAAGAAAUAAUAUUAAACAUGGCAGGAUAUAAUUUAUAACAGGGCUGUUGAACAAGAAAAGCAACCCCUGGCUAACAAGUGGCAUUGAUGUGUGUGUAUCAGGGUCUCAAGUCAGCUGUAAUCUGUUGCCUUGUGCUCUCUUCUUACACCGUUAGAUGCCCAGCUUGGCUAAUUGGGGUCCUCUAACCACCGUUCACUGCCCUUUGCCCUGAAGGGCCACAGGCCAGGACAUUGUCUUGCUGUAAAUUCAAUUACCAUGGUAAAGUCAAAAGCACAUCAGCCCAUAGCACAGUGACUUCAACUCAAGAAAGAAGGCUUCCAAGAUAGCCCAGCGGGGAUGUCUAAAUGUACAAAAGUAGUUCAGCCACUGUCAGUAAUCUUGUCGAUGGGGGCUAUUAAACACACAUUAAAUGGGGUUUUCACAGGCAUGGUUACAGCAAGGGGCUCUUUGCCCAAUGUGAGCACAUAAGUGACACUUGCUGCAUGUUUCUAGCCAGACCUCUUAGCAAUUGAUUUUGUUUAAGCAAAAAAUUUUAAAGUGCCUUUUAAUCUAUCUAAUUGAUACCGUUUGAAAAAAACAUUGUCAGAAUUAUAGAAUAAAUUGUACACAUGGAUGGGUAGGACAACACAAGCAUUACUUCAUAAACUUUUUGUUUGUUUUAUGUUUUGUUUGAGACAGAGUCUCCCUCUGUACCCAGGCUGGCCUCAAACUCACAGCAAUCCAUCUCUUGCAGCCUUCUAAGUGGUGAGAUUACACAGGCGUGGGCCUCCACAUCUGGCUUUAUCAACAGCUAGGGCUGAUGCAAAAUAUGUUAAAAACUGCUCACCGAUCUGACCAUGUAAAUAUUGGUUGUUCACAUAUAUAUAUAUGUAUGUAUAUAUGUUUGUAUGUAUGUAUGUAUUUUUUUUUUACGUCAGAUGGGUUAUGUGCCAGAGCGUGUAUGUAUGUAUUUUUAAAAACCCUUCUAUUUGGUGGACCUUCCUGUUUUUAUUCUUAGAAGGUUAACAGGUUGCCUAAGUGAAAGAUUUUCAAAUUAGUUUACUUUCAGCCAUUGGAGACCAGAGUUUACCUAAUGUAAUUGUUUUUUGGUGAACAACAGACAUUAUAUAAGCUGCUCUCUGCCUUUCAGAACGUAUGGAAAGCAGAUUUUAUUUGUGACUGUUUCUGGGAUGGAAAGCUAAUGAUAAAUGUCAAGAAUUGAAUCAGUGCUUUAAAUUAUUCUGUCAUGUGAUAUUUAUUACUGUUGAAUUAUACUGUAACAGAAGUGGUGGAAACCUAAGAAGUUGACUUUGCUACUUUUCUAUAUUGUGACAGAGACAUUUCAUCAAAUUCCGUGUGUGUGUGUGUGUGUGUGUGUGUGUGUGUGUGUGUGUGUGUGUGUGUGGUUUUGAAAUUUUUUGAAAAAGAUUUUUGAAAUAUUGUUCUAGAAUAUGAUUUUUUUUCAAAAUGCUUCCAUCCUCUGGCAAAGGACCCAUAAUUUGUAUUCUGAAGUAGUAAAAGUUGAUGUGAUAGAAGAUUGAGAACUUUCUAAACCCAAUCAUAUAUCAUCCUUUUAUCAGACUUUGUAGUAUUGGGGUCCUUGGCCUUUGCCUUCCCGUUCACACUCUCAGCUCUAGUUGGGCCCACAGUGCUGUGGGCGUCACAUGCAGCACCGUCUGGGCAGAUAUGAAGAGGCAGGUCCCCUGUCUGAGGACUUUAGUAAAAGGCAGCAGACACACAGGAGAGUGAAAAUAGGAGAAGCAGUACCCACAGAACAGGCCCUCUGGAAAGUAGAAAACCCACUAUACUGUUAAUAGGUGCCAUGCUGUUUCUUCUGUCCCCCAUAGUUCCAUAGCCGAUAAUUCUGAGAAUCUAGUUGAGAUUUUUCCUAAAGGCAACAGGUCUCAUAGCCUUUAGCCACAAAUCUCUAAUUUGAAGUUUGUGCAAAGCACAAACAGUGAUUUUUGAACAAUAAGGGCUCCACCAGUUGCCUUCUGUGGCUUCUCUUGAAGGGGGCAGGGUGAACAAGCCUGGGAGUGGGGACAGAUGGCCUUGCCUUCAAGGAACUCCUAAGGGCCAGGAUGCAUUCCCAUCACUACAUUUGGCCUGGAAGGUGAAUUUUUCCAUCCACUGAAUGCCUGACUUAAAAAAAAAAUACUAUGCUUGAGGGCUGGAGAGAUGGCUUAGCAGUUAAGGUGUUUGCCUGCGAAGCCUAAAGACCCAGGUUCAAUUCCCCAGUACCCACAUAAGCCAGAUAUACAAGGUAAUGUAUGUGUUUGGAGUUCAUUUGCAGUGGCUAGAGGCCCUGGCAUGCCCAUUCUCUCUCUCAAAUAAAUAAAUUAAAAAAAAAAAAAAACAGCCACACUUGAGUCAGCUUGUGGGUGCAGAGUGUGCUUUGUAAGCAUUCAUUCCUUUAUUAAGGACAUCUGCAGACCAUAAAUGACCACUGCAGGGCCACUGCUUUAUCUCCAGCCUGUGUCUCUAGUGAACCUGGCUGUCACAGAUGCAUGGCGUUUGAAAGCAGCAUUCCAGCACACCUGGGAUUUUAGCAAGGUGCAUGCAGAGGUCUCCAGUGUAGAGGUUCUUAACCUCCAGGCUAUUUGUAAGGAUGCAGACUCAGUGCUCAGACAGAAACACACCAUUAUAGAUGCAUUCUAGAGUUCAGUAAGAAGCUGUGCCCUGAACACUCCAGAGCAAGCUAAGUGCAGAAUGGGGCUGCCUCAGUCUCCAGAGAGCUGCUGCCUUCAACCAGAAACUCAACUGUAUAUUUGCUUAAUUAAGUCGUAUUUGUAGACUUGGGAGUAAAGUGUGCCUUUGGGUUGGUUACUUGUCUGUUUUUUAGGGUCAGACUGACCAUGGUCAAUGAGAGAAUGAGUGUAUCCCAUAGGCCUGGAGUGACCAGAAAACCCAACAUUGAUCACUGUUUUCUUCCGAGUGAUACCUUAUGGUACCCCUGAGUGUUCUUCCUGGGGACCGUGGGGUCGGUCAGUACCUGUAAAGAUCAGGACCUAUGAAGCGCACUGUUCUCCUUUAUUAUGGUUGUGCUGGCAUAAGGCUAGACAGACACUUCCACCUGGCUAGUGGUCUUCUUUGCACAUUCGUGUUUCACAUGUGGAAGCACUACAUGGCAUCUCCCAGUCAAGUAGCGGGUGAGCCACAAUAACUUUCUAGAGAAUGAGUUCACCUGUGAAAGGUGGAGCGUUACGCACCUUUCCGAAUGUGUGAGUGUUUGGUUUGUUCUGCACACGUCGGUCCAGCCUACAUAGAAGAUCGAGCGAGUCCAGCCUUCGGAUGCGCUGCCAUCUCAGCAACUGAAGCUGUGGGCUGCCCGGUGCUGGGCGUGCUGCCAAUACUUGCUGAGUGCGUGAACAGAUGAGGUGAAGAAGCCUUACUUGGUGACAACUGAUUUGAUUUUAAACACAUGACUUCUGCUGGAGACUCAUCUUGCUUCUUGAUAAAGGGGAUGUUUAUGCAAAUAAUGGCUUUCUUCUGUAAAUACUGAUGAGUCUUUGCUUUUGAUUGUGGAGUGAGUCAUGUCUCCUUUCCAAGUUCAACACAAGUUCAAGGUUAUCUUGCAGUGACUGAGGAAAUUGAAGUUUUAAAGACUCUGGUCUCAGUAAUUGUCCAGACUAAACCUUUAGAAGGAGAUGUGGAUUGAAAUGUACAAUUACCAGUAAUUGAGGUUUUAGUUGAGGGCACUGAGAUAAAAUGACACCUUUUGUAUGAUCAUUGGCAUUUUGGCCCUACUUUUCACAAGUGAAACCUUUUUCUAAAGAUCAACAAAGAAACUAUUGUGUCACAUGUGGGAUAUAGCAGACAUUAAUUCGUGAUUAGUUUUCCUACCUGCUUUAAAUUCAGUGAAAUGUGUUUCAGGGUUCCUUUCUAGCUGCAAUAAUUGUCUCUAAUGCAUGCAGUUUGUGAUCAGUAAUUGUUCUUCAAGUUCCUGAAAGUUAAAGUUUUUCAUAUUUUCCCCUGCCCAAUCAGAAGAGCAAAAUCCUUGUAGGAUCCUACAGUGUGACAACUGUGCCCAACAAAAACGAUAGCAUUGGCUCCUCUUUUAACAAGUUGGCUUUUUUGAAGCACCAUAAUUGCAGUUUGAUGGGGCUCAGUGCAGUGGGGCUCGGUGUGUAAGUUAAAGUCUUCCUAGUGACUAAAUUUCUCCAAGACUUUCAAAGAAAAAUAUGGUUGUUCUUUUACAGAAUCAUUUGGUAAAGACGCUGUGCACAGAUGAACGACUUUAAAAAUUAAGAUCAUUUCAGUUUUAUUCCACAAAGACAUAAAGAUGAGAACAAAUGAUAGCAUUAGAAAAUGAUCCUUUAGAGAAUAUGAGAUUUAGAAAGCUCUGCAUUUUGGUGAUUAUCACUACUAUUGAAUUUCAUAUUUCUGUGUAAAUUACUUGGCCGUGCUCUACAUUCUGUUCAUAUUGACUUCCAUUUAACGAGGGCCACAGGCUCCAAGCCAAGGCUGUUGUGUCUGUAGACAGGUGAAGUGAUGUUUUUGUCCUGUACUGUGGAGUUCCCCUAAGAAAUUUUUUUCAAGUAAUAAAGAGUGUCUACUGUUC
Molecule: messenger RNA, 6233 nt
Organism: Jaculus jaculus (lesser Egyptian jerboa)
Lineage: Eukaryota; Metazoa; Chordata; Mammalia; Rodentia; Dipodidae
Gene: Panx1
Product: pannexin 1
Exons: 5
Coding region: 55-1335 (426 amino acids)
Biological process (GO): positive regulation of interleukin-1 production; monoatomic cation transport
Molecular function (GO): channel activity
Source: RefSeq, a predicted model, not a curated record